AAUUAUUACUGUAAUUAUUAGAACAGCAAGGUUCGGCUGAAACUUUCUCGUUUCUUCCACCGCCGCCUGGGAGCUGCCGUUAGAGCAUUCCACCUGAGGCCCGCGGGAAGGAGGCGGGCUUUUUUUUUUGUUGUGGCGGUUGGCCCGCCUGUUUGUUUUGGUCUCCGUGCAUGCACAAUAAAUAAUAAUUAGGAUAAUAAUGAAUAAUCCCGGGGAAGGCGGCGCGGAGCCGGAGGGGUUUGCGCGGCGGCUGCAGCGGGGCGGCCGAAGGGAGGGGAAAGAGGAGAAAAGAGUUGUAAGUUAUAUUUACCUUGCUCGCGAGGAGUGUGCUGGCUCAAUCUCUUCCCUCUCUGAGUCACCCAGAGUACAGAAACGGAGGGAGAGAGGACUAGAUUAUGAAUAUGACUUCAUUGAUGACAGCCGUCCCCUCCUCUUCCUAAACUCGGGCUCCGCCCCGCGUCCCACCCUCGCCUCCUGCACGGGCGCCGGAAGACGCGCGGCAGUUGGCCCCGCGCGCCGCUCCUCCCUGCCCGCCCGGGCGCGGGUUGGCGGGACGCGCCUGUCACUCGCCCAGCUCAGCGACUCCGGGAGCGCGGGGGAAAGAGGGGGCGGUGUGCAAGAAUGUGGAUCGAGACAGCUCUACUGUAUGCGUGGAUCCGUGUGUGUCUGCAAGGCGCCGGCUUUCGGGCCGUGUUUGUGCCUGGAGCAGAGAAACUGCGUAGGAUGCAGAAAGCCCCAAGCCCUGCUGGAGUUGGGCGCCCGCUAUCCCUUCCUGGCAGUCUUCUUCCUCGGGCGCUGCGGGGCUCCUCCGGGGAGGCUGGGGAGGAGGCGAAGCAAAAAGGGAGGGCAGCCGUAGUAAUACCGCGUAGUAGUUUGGGGGUAUGUGGAGAAGGUGCUGGAAUUUAACUGUGCCUCCGCCUGCCACUGCGAGCCUGCAGAGAGAAAGGGAGGGGACUGGGGGGAGGGCUCCGAGUGGCACCAAAGCUGUUUGUGACACAGUGUUGACUGUGGAAAAACGGGCAUUGUCGUGCCGGCUGAAACUUUUUCUCCCCCUUCCCCAAGGCUGUCUUGAUAAAUCUGCCCCCUAUCCCCUGUAAAAAAAAAAAAAAAAAAAAAAAGGAGGCGGGCACAAAGAACAUUCCUGCCAAAUCUGUCUCUUCUCCGAAGGGACUGCAAGCUUCCAAAUGCCAACGAGGGAGAAACGGCUGAGAGGCUGACCGCCUUAUAAAUAAGUAAACCCGCCCUAACCUCUCUGUUUACUUCGUGGACUAGACAUAGCACUGUAACCUUCCCUCACCUGCCAUCUAAGCUAAAAUGUAUACAAAAAGACCGUGGUCUCUUCCCUCUCACCCCGCGUUUAAGACCAAUUAAGGCUUCAAAUUGUAAUCUGCUGGCAAGUCGCGGUUUUGAGACCUCUUUGCUCCAAUUUUCCUUGAAAUACAGUACUUUGGCCGGACCAAUA
This is a messenger RNA of Callithrix jacchus (white-tufted-ear marmoset), 1462 nucleotides long. The record is from RefSeq and is a predicted model, not a curated record. Lineage: Eukaryota; Metazoa; Chordata; Mammalia; Primates; Cebidae.